UGCUACCCAAAAUAUUAAAAUAUUGACACUAUUUUUAUUAUGUACAUUUUGCCAUUAUUUGUUUUGUUUGAUUUGAUAAAUGAUAACCUGACUGAGAAGUGAUAUUAUCUUGUGUGGAUAUUAAAUAAUAAACAAAAUAUAUUACAAGAAUAAUUUUAAAAGACAUUUAAUUGGUAAUUUUAAGACGAUGUCAGGACCGGUACAAGAGGUUAUUGAGGAAGAUGCCGCUGACUUACAAUUUCCUAAAGAAUUUGAAAAUGCUGAAACCCUCCUUAUAUCUGAGGUUGACAUGUUAUUAGAACACAGAAAAGCACAGAAUGAGUCGGCUGAAGAGGAACAGGAAUUUUCUGAAGUAUUUAUGAAGACUCUAACAUAUACUAAUAUGUUUAAGAAAUUUAAAAAUAAGGAAACAAUAACUGCAGUCAGAAACUUGUUGCAGUCUAAAAAGCUACAUAAAUUUGAAGUGGCAAGCUUAGCUAAUCUUUGCCCUGAAACGCCAGAGGAAGCCAAGGCCCUAAUACCAUCAUUAGAAGGCCGAUUUGAAGAUGAAGAAUUAAGAAUUUUAUUAGAUGACAUACAGACUAAACGAAGUAUACAAUACUAGUAUUUAAGAAACUGUUUACUUUUUAUAUUGCAUUUUAACUGAACUUUUUACAUUAAUUCCGUGAGGCAUUUUGGAUAAUUUUUGACCCGUCAACCUUUCCCCCUUCAUCAUAAUAUUUAAUAAUUGUAAGAUUUUCCUGAACUCCCUUAAUCUCCCGCGCGAUUCUUUAAAAUUUAUCUUUUGGCUGUAACAUGUUGGUUUAUUGAGAAAAAAAUAAAAACUUUUUGUGAUAUUUCUAUAAUUUAAAACCAAUAUCAUAAAAUUGAAUAAUGAAUAUUAAACAAAAAUUAAGAAAGGAUUUAUUUUAAUUCAGUCUAUGGAGACUUAUGCAUAUUUUAAGCCGUUUUCUACUAGAAGAAUAAUUACGUGAUAUUUUCCAAGACCCCCCUAAUAAUUGCAAACAAGAUGACAUUAUAUUGUUUGUGGUUCAAAUGCUCUAUAUUAAAUAUAAAUAUAUAUUUAAAAUUAUUCUACUAGUAAAUAUUUGAAGAUUAAAUCGACACCAUAUUUUUUCAAUAGUUACCAAUCUUACUGAAAUAUGUUAAUUUAAUGAUGUAUAGUAGUAAUUUUCUCGCCUUUAAAGACUGAAUCUUGGAGGAAUAAGUUAAUGAAAAUGAAAAAGCUAAUUUAAUCAAGUAUAAUUUGUAUGUAUGUACUUCUGGUAUCAUUGGAUACUUUCAGAUUAUAAGAAAUAAUUUAUAAAAUAAAAAAUGCU
Leptidea sinapis is the source of this 1319-nucleotide messenger RNA. RefSeq names its product DNA-directed RNA polymerase II subunit Rpb4 (gene Polr2D). Gene Ontology annotation, molecular function: translation initiation factor binding; nucleotide binding. Gene Ontology annotation, cellular component: P-body; RNA polymerase II, core complex. The record is from RefSeq and is a predicted model, not a curated record. Bases 188 to 604 code for a protein of 138 amino acids. The transcript is spliced from 3 exons. Gene Ontology annotation, biological process: mRNA export from nucleus in response to heat stress; positive regulation of translational initiation; transcription initiation at RNA polymerase II promoter. Lineage: Eukaryota; Metazoa; Arthropoda; Insecta; Lepidoptera; Pieridae.